Molecule: messenger RNA, 1466 nt
Organism: Benincasa hispida (wax gourd)
Lineage: Eukaryota; Viridiplantae; Streptophyta; Magnoliopsida; Cucurbitales; Cucurbitaceae
Product: alpha/beta-Hydrolases superfamily protein
Molecular function (GO): catalytic activity
Source: RefSeq, a predicted model, not a curated record
AAGUUCAUCUUUUUCACUGAAAACAAAUCUUCGUGCAGUGGGAAGCAAACAGACUGAUGGUGUUCUUCUUCACUGCCAUUUGCCAUUUCCGUCUCCUUAAUCAAAGCUCCAACUGCAACCAUGGCGUUUUCUGGUAAAUGCUCCAGUGGAAGCAUUCCACAAUUGCUUUCAAUUGCCAUUUUUCUUUACACCUUCACUUCCAAAUAGCCAUUACAGAAGCAGAAGAACAACUUCUACACAACCUCCUUUUCUUCUUCCUUCUCUUCCAUCUUCCCUUUUUCAAAAACACUUCGCUGCAUUCUCUCCUUUUCCUUUUUACUCUUCCCCCUUUUCUCCUCAAACCAUGACUCUCAAGUGGGGCUUUCCCUCACUGACGCCUCUCCACCUUACGAGAGCGCCAAUGGCGGCCAAAUGUGAAGGCCUUGGCCUUGGAGGUCUCUUCUCGGAUGCAAAUUCCGGAGCCUUCCCCUCAUUUCUUCCUAAAGAGGUCGCUAAAAUAAAUGAUCCAUUCGCCAGAACUAUGGCUCGUAAAAUCGAGAGGCUACCGAUGACAUUAUUUGAUACUUGCAUUAUGAGCAGCUGUGUUAAACCAGUAAUAAGAAGUGAGAAGAAUCCAGUGGUUCUACUCCAUUGCUUCGACAGUUCUUGUUUAGAAUGGAGUUAUGCAUUUCCUCUGCUUGAAGAGGCUGGUCUAGAAACAUGGGCUGUUGAUGUUCUUGGAUGGGGGUUUUCUGACUUGGAUAGCCUUCCACCAUGUAAUGUCGAAACAAAGCGUUCUCAUCUAUACCAGUUUUGGAAGACCUACAUCAAGAGACCAAUGGUGUUAGUUGGACCAAGCCUUGGUGCAGCGGUUGCACUUGAUUUUGCAGUUAAUCAUCCGGAAGCUGUGGAAAAGCUGGUCUUGAUAAAUGCUUGUGUGUAUGUUAAAUGCACCGGGCACCCUACAAAACUGCCGAAUGUGGUAGCAUAUGCUGGGGUUUCUUUGUUGAAAAGCAUCCCUUUGCGCCUUAUUGCAAACAAGUUGGCUUUCAAUGAACUUUCACUUUCUCGAAAUCUAGAAUGGACUAAUGUUGGCCGUUUGCACUGUCUAUUGCCUUGGUGGGAUGAUACAACUGUUAAUUUUAUGAACAGUGGAGGCUAUAAUGUCAUUUCCCAGAUCAAACAGGUCAAGCACAGAGCACUUAUCAUUGCAGGCGAAGAUGACAAAAUUAUCCCCUAUAAAGAUGCCGUGAGACUGCAGUGUGAACUACCAAAUGCUAUAAUGCGAAUAAUAACAGAUAGUGGUCAUCUUCCCCAUGUCGACAGUCCUGCUUCUGUUUCAAAGCUUAUUACAAAUUUUGUGUUACAUCAUUCCUCAUAGGAAUUCUUUACACGUGUAAAACAUCCCGAUAUACACACACAUACAUAUAUAUAUAUAUACAUAUACAUAUAUUAAUAUUACAUAGUUUAUGUUAUAAGUUUAGUUA